AUGGCAAAUAGUAUCUCAAAAUACGACUGGCUGGUUGCCGAUAGUGAAGGUGAAGAAGAUACAUUGAUUACAAACGCUAGUGCUGGGCAGGUAAAUCCAGAAGUGUCCGCAAUUCAGACUGCUACAUUCACACCCGUGGAUUCCCCGCCUCUUCCACACCAGACAACGACUGAAAUAUCGUCUGCAUCCUUGUUUACACCUCCCCCAGCAGAAAAAUCUGCAAUAUCCACUAUCUCCCCCUUCACUGCCGAAUCUCCUGUCAGACCAAGACCGCGCCCCAGGCCAAGGCCCCGUACUAGCAUUGUAAAUCAAAGCUGGCUAGACGGGGACAAAACUGGUGGAAAUGACACCUCCAUUGAUCGAGCCUCGACAAUCGCUAGUACUUCAUUGGUAACAUCAUCAGACAAAGCUAGGGACCCAAUAUCCACCUCUACAGCUAUAUCCACAAUUAUCGACGACCUUUACUCUUCGUAUGGUAUCGCAGAACGUGCCAAGAUGCGAGUGCGGAAUUCUCGAAAAUCCAUUCAAGAAGGACCUUCAGAAGUGCAAUCCGCCAAAGCCAGCUAUAAAAUCAACAGCUCUGAAAUCAUUGAACUAACGUCUGACGAAGACGAGCGUUCUCUUAUACCUGCCAAGCCCUCUAAGAGACAAAAGUCACAAUCGAAGCCUAAAGCUAAGAAGAGCACGAAAAUGGCCCCUCCCUCCGACAUUCUCUUCUCGGAUCCACUCCUACCUGAUGAUCCACUACCUCCUUCCAGCAUACAAGCACCUUCCGAGUCUAUUCCCUCUACAAUCCCUACAAUUCCCGCUACUACGCCUCCCGAAGUAUCACCUCUCCGCAAUCCAGUUCCUUCUCCAUCCCUAUCCCCACGGAAACGUAAGAGGCGGCAGCUCGUCAUAGACUCUGACGCCGAUGCGGAUGAUAUCGACAUGGACUCUGGCGUGGCAGAUGCGCCAAUACCGUCAGCAUUAGGACCACCGCUUUUCUUUGCAUCUUCCUCUCUGCCUAUUCCUGAGGCUGAUGCAGAAGUUCCGGAUGUUGCAGCUGCGGAGACAAGUUUUCAGAAGAAAGGGAAAAAACAAACAGAAAGCAAGAAAAAGGACACGAAGAAGCAGGCAGUAAACAAGUCGAAGAAGAAAGGGAAGCAACAGAUUGAAGUUGUCAUUGACACUGUCGAUAAAUCAAAACCCCAAAACAAUGCUUUCGUUGAUCCCAGCCUAUCUACUGCUACUACUAGCGUGCCUCCUGCACCGCUAUUGGACGAAUCAGAUCUAUCCCCCGUUCCAGAUUCCGAGUCAGAGGAUGUGCUUCAGCAUCAGAAAGCCGAAGGCAAAGAAGUGCUUAAAGCUGAUGUGGAACGGUCUACGGAUACGUCUAGGAAUAAGAAAAGGGCUACAGCUACACCUUCCAUGAAACGAAAAGGAAAGGGAAAGAGCAAGGCUAUUUUGUCUGAUGAUGAUGAAGCGGGAUAUGCUGACAAGUCUGAAGUGCCUUCAGUGGGUGCAGACGCAGACGUGAGCAUAGGUCUAGCGAGUAAGGAGAAUAUCCACCCACACCUAGGCGAGAUUCCGCAACAAAGUAAGCCAUCUACAAAGGUGUCACCUCCACCCGGUUUGGAAAUUGCUGCAAGAGGGCGCUCUACUAGUAUCAAGCCUAGUAUCAAGCCUACGCCUAUGUCUGAGUUGAUCAAACGUGUGAACUCACAACCUGGGUCACCUUUCGCUCAUUCUCCACGUCCUGCACCCAUCUACUCCCCUUACCUCAAGUCUUCGCGCUCGCUCCUCUCCCGCAUCGCUCCACUUCACCCCAACCGUCGUACUCCUCCCCCACCUUUACCUAGGCCACCACCACCAAAGAAAAGUAAGAAGCAACUGCAGAUGGAAGAGCGAAUAGAGGAGGAAUUAGCGGAAACGAUUGAAGGCUGGUCUUGCAUGACUAAUGAGGAACGAAAAGAGCUCAAACGAGCGCGAAUUGAUCUUGAACUUGGUGGGUAUGAUUGA
Serpula lacrymans var. lacrymans S7.9 is the source of this 2001-nucleotide messenger RNA. RefSeq lists its product as uncharacterized. Bases 1 to 2001 code for a protein of 666 amino acids. The record is from RefSeq and is a predicted model, not a curated record. The transcript has 3 exons. NCBI's taxonomy places the organism in Eukaryota, Fungi, Basidiomycota, Agaricomycetes, Boletales, Serpulaceae.